Hyaena hyaena (striped hyena) is the source of this 2996-nucleotide messenger RNA. It is a transcript of the gene CREG2, whose product is annotated as cellular repressor of E1A stimulated genes 2. The coding region runs from base 1 to 849 and encodes 282 amino acids. The transcript is spliced from 4 exons. The record is from RefSeq and is a predicted model, not a curated record. NCBI's taxonomy places the organism in Eukaryota, Metazoa, Chordata, Mammalia, Carnivora, Hyaenidae.
AUGUCCGUGCGCCGCGGCCAGAGGCCCGCGCGGCCGGUCCCCCGCCUCUCCUGGCUGCUGUGCUGCAGCGCCCUGCUCUCCCCGGCCGCGGGCUACGUGAUCGUGAGCUCGGUGUCUUGGGCCGUCACCAACGAGGUGGACGAGGAGCUGGACAGCGCCUCCACCGAGGAGGCGCUGCCCGCGCUGCUGGAGGACUCGGGCAGCAUCUGGCAGCGCAGCUUCCCCGCCUCCGCUCACAAGGAGGACGCGCACCUGCCGCCCCCCGCCGGCGCCGCCCGCGCCAGGCCGCCCCCCGCGCCGCCCGGGAUGUUCUCCUACCGGCGCGAGAGCGGCCCGAGACUGCGCCCCAGCACCGCCCGCUUCCUGGCCCACGCCAGCGCCUGGGGCUGUCUGGCCACCGUGUCCGCCCACGAGAAGAUCCCAGGACUGCCGUUUGGGAACUGCCUGCCCAUCAGCGACGGCCCGUUGAACAACAGCACUGGGAUUCCUUUCUUCUAUGUGACAGCCAAGGACCCUGCAGUGGCCGAUCUGAUGAAGAACCCCAUGGCCUCCCUCCUGCUGCCAGAAUCUGAAGGAGAGUUCUGCAGAAAAAACAUCGUCGACCCAGAAGACCCCCGAUGUGCCCGGUUGACGCUCACUGGCCAGAUGAUCGCAGUGUCUCCAGAAGAAGUAGAAUUUGCCAAGCAAGCCAUGUUUUCAAGACACCCAGUGAUGAGGAAGUGGCCUCGUCAGUAUGAAUGGUUCUUUAUGAAGAUGAAGAUAGAACACAUCUGGCUUCAGAAAUGGUAUGGAGGCGUAUCCGACAUUGCAAGGGAGGAAUACUUCAAGGCCGUUCCAAGAAAGGCCUGAUGCUGUAAGAAGAAAGUCCUCGGUGUUUGCGUGAAAUGGAAAUCUUGUAAGUGAUGCUGCCAACAGCGACUGACUGCUGACUCUUUGUUGCCAGGGUUCACAGCCCCGUCAUCCUCACUGCAGAACGAGAGAGGGUGACCAGGGAACCCUGUGCCAGACUGGAUAUUAUAGUGGUCAUUUGCAAACCCCCAAUUCACACAAGUACCCACAUAUAUAGCCUUUGUCUAUAUUGUAUUCAAACCAGUCUCGCCAACUUGAGAAUUACUGUUGGUGGUCAAAGUGACAUGUUGAGACAGUUGCUGUUCCAUUCCUUAGGACAAAAAAAAAAUGUAUGUGCGAUGUGAUUGCAUUGUAUUGUGAGAGUAUUUUUGUUGCUUGCUGUGCCCAGAACAGUCUUGAUUUGAAGCUCACUGCAACCAUGAAGGAACUAAAUAUGCAUCAUACAGUCGGUCUUGUGUUUGGGGUGAGCACGCAGGACUGUUUAUCUAAGGAUUAUCCAUCAUGCUAUGUACUGAACUGCAGAUGCAUUAUUAAGUCACAUGUGCUAGAAUAUAUUGGUUACUUAUGAAGCUUUUGUCCCACUGUAACAUGACAGACGGUAUAUGAACACGGAGUCUGUGCACAACCCUAUUCUGUGUAAUAAGCAGGCCAUGGGAAUAGAUUAAUAAGAUGGGACAACUUCAACAUCAAGCUCUCCAGAUCCCCACUGCUAAUGCUUCUGACAGAGGGUCCCUUCUCUUAGGCACGAGGCAUGGCAUCCCAAAUAAGAAGUGUCUCCGUCUGUGGUGUAUAGAGCAGAGAGGGGAGAGGGUGAGGAAGGGAAGGAAACAUGGACAAAGUAUAAGCAGAGGAAGCAAAGAAGUCAGUAAUUGAAGGCACGCUCCCUGCCCAGAUCUGGAUCAGGCCCUUGGCAAGAUCAUCUCAUUUAAGCCUUAUAACCAGUGAGAUUCGCAUCACCAUUGCUACUUACACAUGAGAAGACUUAGGCUCAGAGAGGCUAAGUCAAUAUCCCAUGACCUGACUCCAGAACUCACUGCACACAAUGGAUGGAGUGGUGGUGGUAAUUCUAAGUCAGUCUUGAGAAAGCAACAAGAGAGUGACUGAAAUGCACAGGUGGUCAUUGGAUCAGCAUAACCAGUGAUGACUGGCCUGCCUGUGAUGAUUUGCCUCUGUCAACUACCAAAACAAAAAUUCAUCUCUGAAAUUUUGUUGUUACCACAGAUUUAAAAUUUUCUACAAAUUAUACGUAGGAGCUCCUGGUUUUUCAAGAAACUACACUGAUGUCCCUGAGUACACAUCUAAGGCCUCUAAGGAUCUAUGUGUAUCUAUCCGAGACCUCUUUUAUUGAAGUCUGUGAAGGAUCAAGCAAUACCCUGUUUUCUGUCUUUUAUAGCCAUUAUAGGCUAUAAACUCUCUCUGAUGGGUGAGGUACAUUGUAUAACCUAAAAUGCAACACUAUAUAUAGGAAAUAUACAUUUUUAAAAUAAGUGAAAAUGUUAUUAAUGGUCAUAUUUUUGUUUAAGAAAUUAAGACAUGAAUAGAGUUUGAGAUGUCAAAAUAUUUUUAAGUGACUUUUACUAAAUGCAUAGUAAGAUGCACAGAAUUCUUUAUUUGUCAAAAGUCAACUCUCAGAAGAGUUCCUAACAAUAGCAAUUUCUAAUAUAUAAGAAUAAGGUAAUUUUGAUAGCAUUUCAUACUUCUGAGUUUAAAAUUAUCGCUAUCACCAAUUUAGAGGUAAGAGGGGAAAAAUGAAAGGAUGAACCACAUAUUCCAUAAGUCAACCUCAUACCUUAAUUCUUUGAGCAUCACUACCUCCUGGUUCUGUCUUACGAAUAAUGUUCCUAUGCCAGGUUUGCUUUUACAAGCAGUUUCCACUUAGCUCAUUGAAGGCCUCUCUGUUGCUUCAAGGGAUUUUGCAGUGUGGGUGCCAUUUAUAACCACCGAUGGAUGUUAUCAGUUACUUAUCCAAAUGAUAGGAUAUGAAGUCUAGACAGGCUGGAUGAUAAGAAGAGGGUUAAAAAUGCACCUGUUUGAGAAUGAUGGGCCCCAUUCAGGCCAACGUGUUUUAGCAAAUCUCUGGAAAUUUACAUUGAUUAAAAUGUUAAAGGCUGUACCACAAUUUCUACACAUGGCAUUAAUGAAAGAAA